This is a messenger RNA of Botrytis cinerea B05.10, 3198 nucleotides long. RefSeq names its product Bcsec21 (gene Bcsec21). The record is from RefSeq and is a predicted model, not a curated record. Gene Ontology annotation, biological process: intra-Golgi vesicle-mediated transport; protein secretion; endoplasmic reticulum to Golgi vesicle-mediated transport. The transcript is spliced from 5 exons. Lineage: Eukaryota; Fungi; Ascomycota; Leotiomycetes; Helotiales; Sclerotiniaceae. The coding region runs from base 105 to 2858 and encodes 917 amino acids. Gene Ontology annotation, molecular function: structural molecule activity. Gene Ontology annotation, cellular component: COPI vesicle coat; endoplasmic reticulum-Golgi intermediate compartment; endoplasmic reticulum.
GUGGAUUUGGCGACGUAUCGCAACCUCAAAGACCACAAUUGCAGCAAUACUCGACUUUCUUUUGAUUCUCAAUUCAUGACGCUGGGGAGCAUACCUUGCACAUCAUGAGUUAUAGUAAAAAAGAUGAAGAUGGCGAAAUGGCCAUCAUGCGUGUGGAUAGAACCUCUGUUUUCCAAGAAGCUCGAUUGUUUAACUCUUCCCCUAUACAACCUCGAAGAUGUCGUGUUCUCCUUACGAAGAUUGCGCUUUUAUUAUACACCGGCGAGAAAUUCCCUACCAACGAAGCCACUACCCUUUUCUUUGGUAUCUCGAAGCUGUUCCAAAAUAAAGAUGCCAGCCUGCGGCAGAUGGUCCACCUUAUCAUUAAGGAAUUGGCGCAUUCCGCAGAGGAUAUUAUUAUGGUCACAAGUACAAUCAUGAAGGAUACUGGUGGAGGAACAGAUGCGAUCUACAGGCCAAAUGCCAUUCGGGCGUUGUGUCGUAUCAUUGAUGCCUCCACAGUCCAGAGUAUUGAACGAGUAAUGAAGACCGCAAUUGUCGACAAGAACCCUUCCGUAUCCUCUGCUGCCUUGAUAUCUUCCUACCACCUCUUACCUAUAGCUCGCGAUGUUGUUCGAAGAUGGCAAAGCGAAACACAAGAAGCUGCAACAGCUACGAAAUCGUCGGGUGGCUUCUCCCUUGGUUUCUCGACUUCCAGCAGCCAAAUGCCAGUUAACAACUCAACAAUGGCACAAUACCAUGCGAUUGGUCUUUUAUAUCAAAUGAGGAUGCACGACAGAAUGGCAUUAGUUAAGAUGGUUCAGCAAUUUGGGGCCGCAGGUGCUGUUAAGAGUCCCGCUGCAACUGUCAUGCUCGUCCGCCUGGCAGCACAACUGGCAGAAGAAGAUCAACAACUCCGAAAACCAAUGAUGCAACUCUUGGAUGGCUGGCUCCGACACAAGAGUGAAAUGGUGAACUUUGAGGCUGCCAAAGCCAUUUGCGACAUGCGAGACGUCACAGAUGCUGAAGUUACUCAAGCCAUUCAUGUCUUGCAGCUUUUCCUUACCUCGCCAAGAGCUGUCACCAAAUUUGCUGCGAUUCGCAUACUUCACAACUUCGCCUCCUUCAAGCCCCAAGCUGUUCAUCCUUGCAACCCAGAUAUCGAACUUCUCAUCUCGAACUCCAAUAGAUCAAUUGCUACCUUUGCCAUCACCACCCUUUUGAAGACCGGCAACGAAGCCAGUGUUGAUCGAUUGAUGAAGCAAAUUUCAGGAUUCAUGGCUGAUAUUACAGACGAGUUCAAGAUCACCAUUGUAGAAGCCAUCCGUACCCUCUGUCUGAAGUUCCCCAACAAGCAAGCCGGCAUGCUAGCAUUCCUCAGUGGUAUACUUCGCGAUGAAGGAGGAUAUGAGUUUAAGCGCGCUGUAGUGGAGAGCAUGUUUGACUUGAUCAAGUUCGUUCCAGAUUCAAAGGAAGAUGCGUUGGCACAUCUCUGUGAGUUCAUUGAGGAUUGUGAGUUCACAAAAUUGGCUGUGCGCAUCCUUCAUCUUCUCGGAUUGGAAGGCCCAAAAACAUCCCAACCCACCAAGUACAUCAGAUACAUCUACAAUCGAGUGGUUCUUGAGAAUGCUAUUGUACGAGCUGCCGCAGUCACAGCAUUGGCAAAAUUUGGUGUUGCACAGAAAGAUCCAGAGGUCAAGCGCAGUGUUACCGUUCUCCUUACCAGAUGUUUGGAUGAUGUUGAUGAUGAAGUUCGUGACCGUGCUGCAUUGAACUUGAGAUUGAUGUCAGAGUCUGAUGAUACCGCGGAUCGUUUCAUCAAGAAUGAAAACACUUUCGCUUUGCCAUACCUCGAGCAUCAACUUGUUAUGUACGUCACAGCUGAUGACAAAUCAACUUUCGAUGAUCCUUUCGAUAUUGCUUCGGUUCCGGUUGUUACCAAGGAGCAAGCAGACGCAGAGGAGCGAACCAAGAAACUCACAACAGUCACACCAACAAUCAAGGCUCCAAAAUCUGGUCCCACCAAGACUUCACAAUCUGGCGCCGAAGCUGUUGCUUCCGCUUCUGCAACUGCUCAGAAGUAUGCCCAGGAGUUACUCAAGAUUCCAGAAAUUACGCCAUAUGGUGCUGUAUUGAAAUCAUCUCCUGUUGUUGAAUUAACAGAAUCGGAGACUGAAUACGUUGUCACCGUCGUCAAGCAUAUCUUCAAGGAACAUAUUGUUCUUCAAUAUGAGGUUAAGAAUACCCUACCAGAUACUGUUCUUGAAGAAGUGUCCGUGGUUGCGAGCCCAUCUGAUGAGGAAGAGCUCGAGGAAGAUUUCAUCAUUCCUGCUACCAAGCUCGUCACUGAUGAGCCAGGUACUAUUUAUGUAUCUUUCAAGAAAAUCAGUGGUGAAGCUGCUUUCCCUUCAAGUACCUUUACCAAUAUCCUCAAGUUUACCACUAAAGAAAUUGAUCCAACAACUGGUGAGCCUGAAGACACUGGUUAUGAUGAUGAGUAUCAAGUCGAGGAUCUCGAACUUACCGGCAGCGACUAUGUUGUCCCUGCUUUUGCUGGUAACUUCAAUCACAUUUGGGAGCAAGUUGGUGCCUCCGGCGAGGAAGCCGAAGAGACACUCCAAUUGAGUGGUGUCAAGAGUAUAGCAGAUGCUACUGAACAACUUACCAAAACACUUUCACUACAACCCCUCGAUGGUACUGAUGUACCAAUCAACACAACUACUCACACACUCAAAUUAUUUGGUAAAACAGUUACCGGAGGAAGAGUUGUGGCUAAUAUCCGGAUGGCUUAUUCUAGUAAGUCGGGGGUCACAAGCAAAAUUGUGGUUCGUGGUGAGGAAGAAGGGAUUGCAGCUUUGGUUAUUGGGUCUGUUGCUUAGGGGUUAGCGAUUUCAUGGAGUUGAAAGUUGGGUGCAUUUGAUGAUUGUUGUUUAGAUAAUGGGUAUAAGACGCUGUGGAAAAAUGGAUUGGCUUCAUCUCAUGGAAGAUGGAGGAUACAGCAUGAAUCAUCGAGUCAAAAAUAUGAAAUGUGUCACAAUUAAUAAGAUUUGGCAUGUUCGCUUUUUCGUAGUACCCAUAGUUCCUUUGGUUUUCCAGAUCCAGAUGAACAGGUGGAGAAGUACCUAGUCUAAUGUUCAAUAGUGCGGUAUUGAUCUCAUCUGAGUUGAUAUACAAACAAAUUUGCAACUUGAAUUGAUACGAUUCACUUAAUACUAUUCA